GGUUCUUCACAUCCGCACUUCCAGCUCGUAGCGAAGAUGGGGUCCAAGCACUCGCGCCUCUCUCACCAGCAUUCACCCGACGGCAAGACUCGUCCAGAUGCAUCCAAACCCCAUGACAAACGGGAGCCGGAAGCGGAAAUCUCGGAGGAGGCCCGUGCCGAGUUUACCGUAGAUGAUAUCUACAGUCCAGAGAACACUCGCCGUGCACUGAUACUUCGGAGCAGCGACCAUGACCGCUUCUGUAAGUACCGUAACUACUUCAAAAACCACCACAUGUCAUUAGCCCGAGAGGUGGGUCGCAAGACGAGCAAGAGCAAAGCGGAACUACUACGUUGGGUCGAGGACGCCGUGGGUCCCUUAGAGAGCGGUAGUAUGUUCACCAAAGACGAGAUACUCGAGAUCGCCAUGGUCUCAGUCGCUCUGACCGAGUACGGCGAGUCCUCACUGGCUAAAAUGUACAACCGAGGCGAGCUGGACGCUCUGCCCAAUAUCCCCUUACACACGCAUAACCUGCGUAUGCCGGCUAAGCAGCAAGCCUGUCGUGACGGCUCGGACGCUGUAAACAAAGACAAACUGGAGGCCGCACACUAUAUCGGACUGGAAGUGAUGCUCCGGCUUAACGAGCGCCUGCCGGUGGAGCAGCGUAUGGGCGAGGAGCUGCGAGAAAUCCUCAACCACCCGAGCAAUCUGCGCCUUAUGCUGGCAACUAGCAACCAAAUACUGCAUAAGAAAGUAGACGCGUUGCUUAUCAACGCCAAGAGUGCGUCUCUGUCCGACGUAGAAAGCAAACCGCAACGCAAAAUCUCCGCCAAAGAGUACGAUCGACUGGUCCAAAUUGCCAAACACGCCCAGGACCAGGGCUUCCAAGACGCCAUGAUCGCAGCCAAUGGCCACUAUUUAUACAGGAGCUUACGAGAACAGUUUAACUGCUUGGAUAUUGGCGCCCGCCCGCCCUUGUGGGAUGUCGAAAAGGACAAAAAUGAGCUCCGACGUCCUCCUCGAUCCAGAUAUCGCUCUCCGUCGCCUGUGCCACAUCAGCUCCGAACUCCUCCGUCACCUGAGAAAAAGCGAGAUCCGGAGCGUCGAAUGGUGCAGAACUCGUCGUCUUCUCCUCGUGCAAGUGAGAAGAAGCAUCGCAACCCUUUCUCUCGCUUAGCAUCCAAGAUAUUCCACUCGCACAGCAAGAAGAAGCACGCAGCUGCCGCCCGAUCCGCCUCAACCGUGCCCGACUAUGUGGAUUCGGACCAAGACGACAACGACGGGCGAGAACUUCACGUCGGUCCGCGUGGAGGCAAGUACUACGUCAACGAAGCUGGCAAAAAAGUGUACGUCAAGUAG
Molecule: messenger RNA, 1338 nt
Organism: Phytophthora infestans T30-4
Lineage: Eukaryota; Oomycota; Peronosporomycetes; Peronosporales; Peronosporaceae
Exons: 2
Coding region: 37-1338 (433 amino acids)
Source: RefSeq, a predicted model, not a curated record